Messenger RNA from Medioppia subpectinata, 951 nucleotides. The record is from the annotation of a GenBank genome assembly. Lineage: Eukaryota; Metazoa; Arthropoda; Arachnida; Sarcoptiformes; Oppiidae.
AUGUCUGUAUGUUUAUUGGCGUUGAGUGCGUUAAUUGGCCACGUUGUUGGCGAAUGUCGUGGUUAUAAAAUAAAAUCACCAUGUACGUUCAGCGAUGGACCUGGAUAUUGCGAUAUUCAUUGCACGGGUGGCGACAAAAUUGAUCUAAAGGCCAUAUUCAAUGACCUGAGCAGUAGACUACCCGCCGAUAGAAAGCCAUUUCGGGAACUGGUGUUAGAAAGUAAGGCAAUAGAGGAACUGCCGGCCAACGCGUUCUCAGGCAUACAAUUCACGUCGAUAAACAUCAGUAACGGUGAUCACAUCAAACGGGUAAACGUCGGCGCGUUUGACGGCACGGCCUCUACUAUUACCAAACUUAGCCUACAUUACGCUCCGGUCACCGAAUUAGCCACCGAUGAGUCAGACCUUUUCGGCGCCAUCGAUACGUUGAAAGCGUUGGAAACGUUUCAAAUGUUGAGAACAGGCGUACAAUCGUUUCCAUCGUUAGCCCUAUCGGGUCAUAGAAAGUUGACACACAUUUAUGUGUAUCAAAAUCCAUUGAAAUCGAUAUCUGCCAACGCGUUCACCGAUUUGCCCGCUUUGCGAGUAUUACUAUUUGAUGGGAACACUGGUAUUGAACGGGUGGCCGAUCACGCCUUUACCGUCGGCCCCAACAGCUCUGACCACAGUUUGGAUUUACUAUUUGACGCCCAACUGAACAAUCCGUUCGCCGACCGAGCGUUUGAGUCGAUUGGAUGCGCGACUUCUAUAAGGUUUGGACUAAAAUCAUUGAAAUACUUGACUAGCGAUGAAUUCAAUGCGUUUUUCAGUGAAAACCCAAUGAAUACAGUGAUUGACUUAAGCAUCGAUUGCGCCGAUAGUCUUAAUCAAUGGAUUCGUGAGAAGUAUCCAAAGGUUUGGCACGACUUGAAUUGCAAGUAAUAUUCAAAUACACUUGACUACAGAACACAC